Messenger RNA from Mesorhabditis spiculigera, 1428 nucleotides. NCBI's taxonomy places the organism in Eukaryota, Metazoa, Nematoda, Chromadorea, Rhabditida, Rhabditidae. The record is from the annotation of a GenBank genome assembly.
AUGUCUUCAAACAUGCUGAUUCUGAAUCUCUUGAUUUUCGGCGAGCGGGCAUUGAUCAUGGAUCGCGGCGCGCAAGCACAAGAAGCCGAGGAUGAGCUGCUGCCAAGUUGGGCCGAGGCGCUCUACCGGGAGCUGACGAUGGCGCCGAUUCGCUCGACCGGGCGCUACCACCCCCAGUUCAACGAGUUCAGCUUUACCCCGAGGAUUAUCGGCUCUUCGGAAAUGUACGUGCGGGCGACGCAGUCGAUGUUUGAGGAGCUCGGCUUCAUCCGCAAGUAUCGCAUCCGGCGCGACCGGCUGGCCCACUUUUUGCUGCAGAUCAGCAGCGGCUAUCAAGACUUGCCCUAUCACAAUUGGAGCCAUGCUUUUUCUGUCACGCAUUUCGCGUAUCUACUCCUCCGCACGGACACCGUCAAGAAUGCGCUCGGCGGACUUGAGCAAUUGGCUUUCUUCAUCGCCUGUCUUGGGCACGACAUUGGCCAUCCGGGCACUAACAACCAUUUCCAGCUGAAAUUGCAAACCCCGCUCGCCAAAUUGUACAGCCGUGAGGGAAGCGUCCUCGAGCACUACCACUACACCCAAACAGCCUCCCUAUUGUACCGCGACGAGUGUAAUAUUUUGGACAAUCUGCCCAUCGAGCAGUUUAAUACGGUCCUCUCCGCCAUCCACGACAUUAUUUUAUCCACCGACAUCGCGAUGCUCUUCAAAAAGACUGAUAAAAUCAGGGAGAUGUUGCGAGUCGGUUAUAAUAAAAACAACGAGAAGCACCACCGCCUGCUGCUCAGUUUGCUGAUGAGCGCCUGCGAUUUGUCCGACCAGAGCAAGCCGUUUCACUCCAGCAAGCAUAUGGCGGAAUCCGUCUUCACCGAGUUCUUCUCACAGGGCGAUUUGGAAAAGCAGAUGGGCCAGCCUCCAAUCGAAAUGAUGGACCGUGAACGAGCGCUGGUCCCGAAACUGCAGCUCGAGUUCUUCGACAAGGUCGCCCUGCCGGUUUACGAGAUGCUCGCUAAAGCAGUCCCAGAAGCCGCUUCAACGCACAGUGGCAUCAUCGAGACGCGGCGCUACUGGGUGGCCUUACAUGAAAUCCUACGCACGCGUGAGGAGCCGACGCUUGGCCUCGGAUUUUUGCACGACGGACAGUUGGAGCGGGAGGUCAUCUGGCAGGUCACCGGUGUCGAUCCUGGCCUAGUCGAGCAGCUACAAGUUCAGGCUUCCGACUCCGACGUCGUCGAAGAAAUGCGACGAAAACGCAGCGCUUCCAUCGCCCGAUCCCAGACCUCAAGCCCGCCGCAAACCAAGAAAAUGUCAACGAUUUCACGGCCCGACACGCCGCGCUCACGUUUCCAAAAUUUUUCUCCUCACUUGGCUGUACGUGCUUCCCGCGACUCUGUCCUCAAUUUUAAUGAUCCCUUCCUUGUUUCCGGUCAU